AAUCACCGAAACGACACCUCAAUUUCUUUUGUUCUUUCUCUCUCUUUUUCGUGCCCCCUUCCCCAUAACACAUUUACAUUUUAUAUAAACCAUCCUUCAACUCUGCUUAUUGUUCACCAAAAACAUUACACACAUUAUUCAUAGUCUUUUAUUAUUUUGUUACAUAAUUAAUACAUACACUCUAAGCUAUGGGGGUAAGCUCACAAACUCUAGAGAUUACGGUUAUUUCCGGUGAAAACGUUCAUGUGAAGGAGGAAUCAUACGUCGUCGUUCGAGCUGAGUCACUCAAAUCUUGCACAACAAAACCAGCCAAAAACACUGACAUUAUCAUCAACAAUAAUCAUACCUCAAGUUUGAUUUCAUGGAACGAGAAGUUAUCGCUUGAGAUUCCAAUGCAUGCAAGGUCCAUCACGUUUGAGGUUCAAUGCAAGAAUUCAAGAGCAAGUAGUGCUAGACCCGUUGGGGUGGCAAGGAUUGCUAUUUCGGAUAUAUUGUUGGAUGGUUCUGAUGGGUUCGGCGGCGACAGCAACGGCGACAAUGUGCUGAGUUAUAGGUUGAGGGAUUGGGAUGGAAGGAGAAAUGGAGUUAUUCAUUUCUCCGUGAGGAGGAUGACGGCGGCACCACCGGUCGAAAAUACGGUGAAGGAGUUGGUGGAGGAUCAGAAAAAGACUAAGAAGGAAUCUGGUGAAGAAGUUGUUCUUGGAGUUCCGGUAUGGUGGAACUACCCUAAUAUUAUUAUUUGAUGAUUUAUUAUUUUGUUAUUUUUUUAAUAUUUUAUAUUUAAUUAAGAGAUGUUAUUUUUAUGUAUUUUUAUUGGUGGAAAUUCAAGUGCAGCCAACUUCACGUAAAGUUUAUAACUGAGAGUCGUUAGAUAAUUUGACUGAUUUGACUAAAUUUUCAUCUAACGACUCUCAGCUAUUAACUUCACGUGAAGUCAACUCCACCCGAAUUUUCACCAAUUUUAUUACCAUAAAUGAUAAAUUUUUUAUUUUUUAUUUUUUAUUUAUUUUUAGUUAUAUACACAAAAUUAAAAAAGUGGUGUAUAAUAUAUAUUGUAAUUACAAGAGGUUUGUUAGUUGGUCAAAGUUCAUACAAAGUCAGCUUGAAUUGAAAUUUAUUGCGAUGAAGGCUUGUAAUAAGUUGUUAUGGAUGUUCAAUGACUUCAAACUUGUAACCUCCUCCUUAGUAUAUAUUCCGUCUCUUUUGGUAUGCUCAAAAUAUUAAUACAGAAGUCUUACAUAAGUUGAAUUUAUUUAA
Molecule: messenger RNA, 1257 nt
Organism: Arachis stenosperma
Lineage: Eukaryota; Viridiplantae; Streptophyta; Magnoliopsida; Fabales; Fabaceae
Exons: 1
Coding region: 189-743 (184 amino acids)
Source: RefSeq, a predicted model, not a curated record